CAAGUUGGACACUGAUCAUAGCAAGUUGGUCACUGGUCAAAGCAAGUUCGUCACUGGUCAAAGCAAGUUGGUCACUGGUCAAAGCAAGUUGGACACUGGUCAUAGCAAGAUGGUCACUGGUCAAAGCAAGUUCGUCACUGGUCAAAGCAAGUUGGUCACUGGUCAAAGCAAGAUGGUCACUGGUCAAAGCAAGUUGGUCACUGGUCAAAGCAAGUUGGACACUGGUCAAAGCAAGUUGGUCACUGGUCAAAGCAAGUAGGUCAUUGGUCAAAGCAAGUUGGUCACUGGUCAAAGCAAGAUGGUCACUGGUCAAAGCAAGUUGGUCACUGGUCAAAGCAAGUUGGACACUGGUCAAAGCAAGAUGGACACUGGUCAAAGCAAGUUGGUCACUGAUAAUUUUUCUCAUCAUCUGCCUUUGUUGCACUGGUCAGUUGUGUGGCUCAUUCGCUUUAUACUGUGAGUGCGUUAAGCUUAAACGCUCUGACUUAACGGACAUUGUACCGUUGUGA
Messenger RNA from Candidula unifasciata, 509 nucleotides. NCBI's taxonomy places the organism in Eukaryota, Metazoa, Mollusca, Gastropoda, Stylommatophora, Geomitridae. The record is from the annotation of a GenBank genome assembly.